AAAAAAAAAAAAAAAAAAAUAUAUACAUAUAUGUAUAUAUGUAUAUUUUUUUUCUUUUAAGGAUUUUUUUUCAAAAUCUAAAAAAAAUCUCACACCCAAAUGUCAUUGGAUUUAUUGUUUUUUGGGGGGGAUAUACUAUGAUUUGCAAAUCCUUUUCGACUUAUAUUCAAUUGAAUACACGUAGACAAACUUUAAUGAUCUACAAAGGAAAUUGUUCUGCAUAGAAUGUGGAAUUGUUCUUGUUCCACACAGGAAUAGACUGCAAAGACAAGAUAUUUAAUGUUCGAACUGGAAAAUUUUACUAUUUUUUGCAAAUAUUAGCUCAUUUGGAACUUGAUGCCUGCAACAUGUUUCAAAAAAGCUGGCACAAGUGGCAAAAAAGACUGAGAAAGUUGAGGAAUGCUCGGUUGGUAGAGCGGCCGUGCCAGCAACUUGAGGGUUGCAGGUUCGAUCCCCGCUUCUGCCAUCCUAGUCAAUGCCGUUGUGUCCUUGGGCAAGACACUUUACCCACCUGCUCCCAGUGCCACCCACACUGGUUUAAAUGUAACUUAGAUAUUGGGUUUCACUAUGUAAAGCGCUUUGAGUCACUUGAGGAAAAAGCGCUAUAUAAAUAUAAUUUCACUCCACUUCACUUCAUCCAACACUUAUUGUCGUAAUAGGGGCCGUGGUGUGGUUUGUUUUCCCGGAAUGCAAAGGGACUGGACCGGUCGUGGCAUGAAGCAGGUUCAAGGAAACACAGCUGGCUCCACAACAUCUGGAUCAGACCAUCCAAUCAUUUGGGCAUCCAACACCAUGGCAGCCACCUCCAUCAAAACCACAUCUUUGCCAACUUCCACCAAGCCCAUCACAACUACGAGCCCUACGAUCAUUACUACGUCUGCAACCACCACCAAAACGGUCACCUCGAACAGAGCCGUGACGACAAAGACGAUCACGCAAAAACCAAUGACUUCAUCCUCUACCUCCAGUCCUAACACUAGACCUGGCAACGCAGCUCCAACCUCAUCGCCAACCGAUAUUGCGAUGAUCUCAACAACUAUCGCAGAGUCCAUGACCAGCACCAGCUCUCUGACUCACCCUUGGUCUUACGCCACUACAACCAUUCCACCAUCCACCAAAAUGGCGACCACUUAUAUCAAAACGGCAUCUUUGCCAACUUCCACCGACCCGAUCACAACUACAGGCCCUAGGAUCGUUACAACGUCUGCAACCACCACCAAAACGGUCGCCUCGAGCAGUGCCGUAACGACAAAGACAAUCACGCCAAAACCAAUGACUUCACCCUUAACCUCCAGUCUUAACACUUCUCCAGGCAACACAGCUGCAACUUCAUCGACACCUGAUAACGCGAUGACCUCAACAACCACGGCACACGCCAUGACCGGCACCCCAAAUUCUCCUUUGAACUUUCCUACAACCGGCCCUCAAAAUGCCACGGCAACAAGAAAACCGACGACCAUCCAUACGACAGCAAACAACAGAGGCUUUGGACUCACAGAAUCUUUGCUGUUAUUGGGUGUGUCACUUCUUCCCAUUAUUGUCUAAAGAACAAAAAUGCCCUAAAGACUUUUUUUUCAUCUUAAAAAUUCCGUUACUCAGGCAGAGGUCAAUCUGAAAACCAAAACCAAUGACUUCACCCUCAACCUCCAGUCCUAACACUUCUCCCGGCAACACAGCUGCAACUUCAUCGACACCCGAUAACCUCAACAACCACGGCACACGCCAUGACCGGCACCCCGAAUUCUCCUUUGAACUUUCCUACAACUGGCCCUCAAAAUGCCACGGCAACAGGAAAACCGACGACCAUCCAUAAGACAGCAAACAACAGAGGCUUUGGACUCACAGAAUCUUUGCUGUUAUUGGGUGUGUCACUUCUUCCCAUUAUUGUCUAAAGAACAAAAAUGCCCUAAAGACUUUUUUUUCAUCUUAAAAAUUCCGUUACUCAGGCAGAGGUCAAUCUGAAAACCAAAACCAAUGACUUCACCCUCAACCUCCAGUCCUAACGCUUCUCCCGGCAACACAGCUGCAACUUCAUCGACACCCGAUAACCUCAACAACCACGGCACACGCCAUGACCGGCACCCCGAAUUCUCCUUUGAACUUUCCUACAACUGGCCCUCAAAAGGCCACGGCAACAAGAAAACCGACGACCAUCCAUACGACAGCAAACAGAGGCUUUGGACUCACAUAAUCUUUGCUGUUGUUGGUUGUGUCACUUCUUCCCAUUAUUGUCUAAAAAACAAAAAUACCCCAAAGACUUUUUUUUCAUCUUAAAGAUUCCGUUACUCAGACAGAGGUCAAUCUGAAAAACGAGAAGAAUUCUGGAAAUCCAGGAGAAAAUAAUAAUGAUUCAAUACAAAAAGUUUUUUCAACCCUUGCGUAAUGUUCAUAUUGUUGUUACUCAGCCAGCGUUUGUGGGCAGUUUGUGGCUUUUAAAGUCCUACUGAAAGCCACUACUACCCACCAUGCAGUCUGAUAGUUUAUAUAUCAAUGAUGAAAUAUUAACAUUGCAACACAUUUAGUUUACUAAGUUGCAAUUUUAAAUUUCGCGCGGAAGUAUCAUGCUAAAACGUCGCGGUAUGAGUGCGAGUGACGUCACGCAUUGUAGAGGACAUUUUGGUCCAGCACCGUUCACAGCUAACAGUCGUCUCUUUUCAUCGCAUAAUUCCACAAUAUUAUGGACAUCUGUGUUGCUGAAUCUUUUGCAAUUUGUUCAAUUAAUAAUGGAGACGUCAAAGAAGAAAGAUGUAGGUGGGAAGCGGUUGUAUUGCGGCCGCCUUUAGCAACACAAACAUAGCCGGUGUUUCCUUGUUUACAUUCCCGAAAGAUGACGGUGAAGCUUUACUAUGGAACAGAGUGGUCAAGCGAACAUGGUUCCCUACCUCAUGUCAACCGGCAUGUUUCGGUGAGAAAAUAGUGGUAAUAAGUCGGCUCUUACCGUAGAGAUGAGCGGAGAGCUUGCGUCGUUCCUCGACGCAGUUGCGGACUCUCUAGGUCUCCUCCCACCGUCGGAUGCUUCCAACGUGGAGGACGAGAAACGUGGCUUCCCUCGGAGACAAUGGCGGUCGUCCCACCUGUGGCCACACCUCUCCGACCUUCAGGUUGUACAGGUAGAUAGAUAGAUAGAUAGAUAGAUAGAUAGAUAGAUAGAUAGAUAGAUAGAUAGAUAGAUAGAUAGUACUUUAUUGAUUCCUUCAGGAGAGUUCCUUCAGGAAAAUUAAAAUUCCAGCAGCAGUGUACAGAGUUGAGAUCAAUAAAAAAAAUAAAAAUAAAAAAAAAUAAAAAAUAAAAUAAAAAAAUUGAAAAAAAAAAAGUAAAUAAUGGGGGUUUAAAAGGAAACAAAAUAGAGAAAUAUUACAAAAAGAAUAAAAACAAUGGGAAUAACAAUAUAACAGUAAAAUAAGAAUAUAACAAGACAAAGUAGGCAGUAGUGACCAUGUUAUGAAAAAAAAAUGGUACGACCAUAUAAUCUCACUAAAACACUAGUAACACAAUAAGCAGAUAAGGGAUUUUCCAGAAUUAUGCUAGUAAAUUUGUCUAUAACAUCUGAAUCGCUCUGCCGUCUAGUUUUUUUUAUUUUUCCUAGUCCUUCACUCUCACUUUCCUCAUCCACGAAUCUUUCAUCCUCGCUCAAAUUAAUGGGGAAAUCGUCGCUUUCUCGGUCCGAAUCGCUCUUUCUGCUGGUGGCCAUGAUUGUAAACAAUGUUCAGAUGUGAGGAGCUCCACAACCCGUGACGUCACGCGCACAUCGUCUGCUACUUCCGGUACAGGCAAUGCUUUUUUAUUAGUGACCAAAAUUUGCGAACUUUAUCGUCGAUGUUCUCUACUGAAUCCUUUCAGCAAAAAUAUGGCAAUAUUGCAAAAUGAUCAAGUAUGACACAUAGAAUGGACCUGCUAUCCCCGUUUAAAUAAGAACAUCUCAUUUCAGUAGGCUUUUAUUGCCUCACAAUCAAACACUUUUAUAUUAAAAUACUGAACAGUUGUUUAUUGGGAUAAGGUAAACAUCUGUUCAGUAUUUUUACAUAAAAGUGUUUGAUUGUGAGUCAUUAAAAGACACAAAAUGCAAGGGGUCCGUCAGACCCACAAACACUGGCUGAGUAACAACAAUGUGAACGUUGCACGGAAAAAUUCUCUGCCAGUUUCUGCAUCCCACAGGAAUUCUUCUUUUGUGUUUCUGCACCUGCAAUUCCCAUACAAGGUUGCAACACUGUCUGCUCUCAUUUUCUCGCACAUUUGAACUUCUGAUGUUCUGUGUACCUACACUCUGUCCUCCUCCUGUCUAGGUGUGUGUGACUGGGUGUGUGUGGUACACAGAACAUCAAUUUCCACACUUCUAUUUGCCUAGUGGACCCGGAUAUCUUAUAUGUAAUAGAAAUGUGUAGCGGGGGUGUAUGGUGUGUGGUCAUUAAAGGGGAACAUUAUCACCAAACCUAUGUAAGCGUCAAUAUAUACCUUGAUGGUGCAGAAAAAAGACCAUGUAUCUUUUUAACCGAUUUCCGAACUCUAAAUGGGUGAAUUUUGGCAAAUUAAAUGCCUUUCUGUUUAUCGCUCUUUUAGCGAUGACGUCAGAAUGUGACGUCACCGAGGUAACACACCCGCCAUUUUCAUCUUCACAUUACAAACACCGGGU
This is a messenger RNA of Nerophis ophidion (straightnose pipefish), 4630 nucleotides long. Its product is annotated as mucin-2-like. Bases 688 to 1545 code for a protein of 285 amino acids. The record is from RefSeq and is a predicted model, not a curated record. Lineage: Eukaryota; Metazoa; Chordata; Actinopteri; Syngnathiformes; Syngnathidae. The transcript is spliced from 2 exons.